AUGUUUCGCCACAUAACGCUCGUCGCGCUACUCACCAUCGCCUUCAGCACGGGCUCAGCCAAUGCAGGCCUCGAAACGGCAAGCUCUGUACCAAUGCCCGAUGGUCGCAUCGUAGGUGGCACCAAUGCAACCAUAAGCCAAUAUCCACAUCAGGUCUCGAUGCGCUACAAUGGACGUCAUCGUUGCGGUGGCAGCAUCUACUCAUCCAAAAUAAUUGUGAGCGCAUCACAUUGUGUCACCGGUGUGGACGCUUCGAAUCUGGGAAUUGUUGCCGGGACCACGCUGCUGAGUGAGGAAGCCGUCGAAGUGCCUGUGCUGCUUUAUGUUAUGCAUGAAAAAUACUCCUCGAUCAACGAUUAUGAUGUCGCGAUUUUGGUGUUGGCCAACCAAUUGACAUUCAACGCAUACAUACAACCCAUUGCUCUGGCCAAGGAGCGUCCAGAAGCGGGCACUGAUGUUAUUGUGACCGGUUGGGGUACACUCGAAGAAGGUGGCAACGUAAGCGAUCAAUUGCAGCAAGUCACUGUUAAUGUGAUAGACAACGUCACAUGCCGCCGGUCCUACCCCUUUCUGGUGACGGGACGUAUGCUGUGCGCUGGUGUGGUGGGUGGUGGCAAGGAUGCUUGCCAAGGUGAUUCGGGUGGUCCGCUGAUAGUUAACAAUGAAUUGUUGGGCAUCGUUUCGUGGGGUAUUGGAUGUGCACGCUCGAGCUAUCCGGGUGUAUACGCAUCAGUGCCGGAUUUAGCGGAGUGGAUCGAGGAGACAGCGGAAGCCUAUAAUGAUAUCAAGGAGUAUUCAUAUUUGUAA
Rhagoletis pomonella (apple maggot) is the source of this 807-nucleotide messenger RNA. RefSeq names its product trypsin delta-like. The transcript has a single exon. NCBI's taxonomy places the organism in Eukaryota, Metazoa, Arthropoda, Insecta, Diptera, Tephritidae. Bases 1 to 807 code for a protein of 268 amino acids. Gene Ontology annotation, molecular function: serine-type endopeptidase activity. The record is from RefSeq and is a predicted model, not a curated record. Gene Ontology annotation, biological process: proteolysis.